UCGUCCCUGCAGAUGGCGCGAUGGUUGAGAAACUUUCGAAUUUGAGAGACCUGCAAGUUCUGCAAUUGGAAGUGGUGAUCUUCAACCUGCCAGACUUGGUGCGGCUGAGUCAAAGACUGAAACGUCUUCGUUUGAUCAGCACAAACCUUACGGAAAUAAUAGCCAUGCCAGCUGUCGAAGACUUGAAAGAGAGUUUCGAGGGGCUAAAAGUGUUUCUUUUCUGGACGCAAGCGAAUCAGGCAAAUCGUCGUGCAUUUACAAGAUUUUGCAUCGAGAAUAUACCGACCUUGCAAGUUGUUGGUGAUUUUGCCAAUGAAUUUUGCACCGUAAAUGAUUUCUACCUGAACGCUGAGACUCUUAUUUGGCCUGGAUCUUCAGACUUACGGCAUUUCACCCUGGAUCUCAAUUAUGAAAUUAUACCUACCGACCUUCACACUAGGUUCAAAAAAAUAAAUCACCUCAAGAUUAUUUGGACCAAUCAGGAAAAUUCUGAUGAUAAGAAACCAUUUCGCAAUGAGGAAUUGUUGAAGAAAUUCAAAAAAAUCACAAGUCUAGAUUUGCUCGGCGUUCCAUACUCUACAAUUUUAUCUCGCUUUUUAAAUAAAAAUAGCUAUGGAUCAACUCUGCUCGCUCUACACGUCACCGAAGUUGGGAAUCACCAUGUAGGGCUGACCUACAAUCAAGUUUUCAAAGACUGUACGAAGCUGGAAAAACUUUUCCUGGACGUUGACGACUCGGCUCAGCGAAUCACCGAAAAAUUCCCCCCACUCAAGGAACUCAAGCUGAAUUUACAGCGCUUUAAAAGAAACUCCCGUACUCUUUGGGAUGUCCUAAAAGCACCGAAACUGGAAAAAAUUGAAUUGAUGGGAGAAUUAACAUACCCGGAGGAUUUGGAUAAGUUGCAGCCAUUGUUGGCACGUCAUCCUAGAAGCCUGCGCAAGCUCAAGACUCUCAUUGUCAAUUUAGGAUGGACGGACGACACUGAUAGAAUUGAAGAGAAGAAGGUCUCCUUCGAAAAAACUUCCCGUUUUCUCAAGGUCGCAAUGGAAGAACUGAAAGGAACCUUGACCGGAGUAAAAUUCUCUCUUAAUGACUCAUGCGAGUUCUUGCAACUAUUUAAUUGUAUAGAAAAUGCAGCCACAAUAAUGGAAAUAGUAACCUCGCUGGGCCCCUCAUUCCAAAAUGUUAAUUCGGGUGAUUUCUAUUGGCUUUACGAUGAAGAACUCAUCGACUACCUUAUAAGUUUCCGCAUCAUACAUUUUACAACUUAAAAGCUUGUUUUUGCAGCUUUAUAUUCGUGACAUUUACACGCGAAUAGAACACACAAUU
This is a messenger RNA of Cloeon dipterum, 1329 nucleotides long. RefSeq lists its product as uncharacterized. Bases 21 to 1271 code for a protein of 416 amino acids. The transcript has 3 exons. The record is from RefSeq and is a predicted model, not a curated record. NCBI's taxonomy places the organism in Eukaryota, Metazoa, Arthropoda, Insecta, Ephemeroptera, Baetidae.